This is a messenger RNA of Lathyrus sativus (Indian pea), 924 nucleotides long. The record is from the annotation of a GenBank genome assembly. Lineage: Eukaryota; Viridiplantae; Streptophyta; Magnoliopsida; Fabales; Fabaceae.
AUGGCCUACACUUACACCCACUCCACCUUGCGUCUCAACGCUCCGCGAACCCCAUCGGUAUCCCGUUCAAACACUAACUCACAUCCAUCUUCCACUCGAUUCUCCUUUAAACCCCUCAGAUUCAAAGGGCUCAGCGCCAAAUCCAGCAAGAGAUUUAUUUGCGAGGCUGUGAAAUCUUCAAUGGCGGUUCAAGUUGAGGUAUUCGAGAAAGAGGCACUGGCUGUUUCUCUGGCUAAAUACGUCGCUGAUCUCUCCAAUAAGUUUACUCGACAAAGAGGGGCUUUCACUGUUUGCUUGUCUGGUGGCUCUUUGAUCAAUUAUCUUCAGAAAUUGUUGGAGGCUCCGUAUGUUGAUUCUAUUGAAUGGGCUAAAUGGCAUGUGUUUUGGGUGGAUGAGAGAGUUGUACCCAAGGAUCAUGAAGAUAGUAACUAUAAGCUUGCUUUUGAUGGUUUUCUCUCCAAGGUGCCCAUUCCAGCAGGCAAUGUUUAUGCGAUCAAUGAUGCCCUUUCAGCUGAAGGAGCAGCUGAUGAUUACGAGACAUGUGUCAAACACUUGGUCAAUAGCAAUGUGAUAACAUCAUCAACCAGUGGAUUUCCAAAAUUUGAUCUCAUGUUGCUUGGCAUGGGCCCUGAUGGGCACGUUGCUUCUUUGUUCCCAGGGCACCCUCUUGUGCAGGAGAAUAAGAAAUGGGUUACCUCCAUUACCGACUCCCCAAAACCACCACCAGAGAGAAUAACAUUUACCUUUCCCGUGAUCAACGCCUCUGCGUACAUCGCACUUGUGGUGACUGGUACUGGGAAAGCAGAUGCGGUUCGCUCUGUGCUGAGUGGAUCUGAAACAGCUGAUAAGCUUCCUGCUGCAUUGGUUUCACCUGAAGGGGAGUUGAAAUGGUUCUUAGACAAAGGUGCAGCAUCAAAGCUGUAG